UGGUCUCUUCUGAGUUCUGACCCCACCUCUCCGGUAGUCCCGUCGCGUCGCCAUUCUUCGCUUCGAUUCGGUAAGAUCGUUAGUGCGCGGAGGCCAUAGCCAAGCAAUUUCAAACGGAGCCCUAGAAAUUCCACCCCCCCUCCGCUCCUCCUCCUCCUCCUCCUCCUGCCAGCACUUCGCCGGGGCUUCGGUGGCGGCGGCGCGGCCGGCGAUCUGCGGAUGCGUUCCCCUCGGCUUCCGGGAUAGCGGAUUCGAUCGAAUUAUAUAAAAGGGUGUUCUUUCUCUAUGGAGACGGGGGACGUGCUUGAGCUCCCGGCAUCCUCCAACUCGGGUAGUGGGAAUGAGGAUGAUGGGCGCCUUAGUAAUGACCGCGAGCCGGGUGAAGUUGAUACCCUCCAAUUCGAUGCUGAGGAUAAAGAGGGACAGAAGGAGGAGGACCAGGGGCAGGGCGACUGUAAUGUUGGACAUGAAGAGGGAAUUUUUGUCAUAGACAUGGAACUUGACGAGGAAUUAGUCGGCAGUUCAUCUCUGGCCGGAGUGAAUGUUGAAUCGACCGAAACUGAUUCUGUACAAGUUGUGGAGAAAAAUGAUCGUUUGAGCUCUGGUCUGCAAGCUGAAAAUGGUUGUGCUGCUGUUGAAGAGAAAUAUGCUCAUAGCAGUCAUGUGGUGUGUAGCAAUUCAACGUCCGGUCACAAAAGAGCGCGAGUAACGUGUGACGAAGAGCAACCAUCUGUUCAUGUUGCGUAUAGUUCAUUGACAAGAGCAAGCAAACAAAAGCUUGAAGAACUGUUGCAGCAAUGGUCUGAGUGGCACACUAAGCAUGGUUCUUCCCAAGAUACAGGUGAAGCUUUAGAGUCUGGUGAAGAAACAUUCUUUCCUGCGCUGCGAGUUGGCAUGGAGAAGCAGUCAUCAGUAUCAUUUUGGAUUGACCAUCAAACAAGAAACGUGCUCAAUGAUGGGGUUAUCACUUUAGACAGUAACACCGUACCUCUUUAUGACCGUGGUUAUGCACUGGGCUUGACUUUGGCUGAUGGAUCAAAUAAUGUAGCUGGACGUCUGGAGAUAAUCGAGGAUGCUGCUCGCUGUUUCAACUGUGGUUCUUACAGCCAUUCCUUAAGGGAAUGUCCAAAGCCUCGAGAUAAUGUUGCUGUCAAUAAUGCUCGAAAGCAACACAAGUCCAAACGAGGUCAGAAUCCUGGUUCUCGUAAUUCUACCAGAUAUUAUGAGGACCCUUCUCCUGGGAAAUUCGAUGGACUGCAACCAGGCACUCUUGAUACUGAGACACGGCAGCUUUUGGGUCUUGGGGAGCUCGAUCCACCCCCUUGGCUCAACAGGAUGCGGGAACUUGGUUACCCUCCAGGAUACUUAGAUAUUGAUGAUGAAGAUGAUGUGUCUGGGAUUACCAUAUUUGCGGAUUCGGAGGUCUCAGAAAAGGGUGAAGAUGGGGAAAUUGUGGAAGCAGAGCGAGAACCAAAGAAGAAAAUGACAGUCAAUUUUCCUGGAAUAAAUGCACCUAUUCCGAAGAAUGCUGAUGAAAGACGUUGGGCGGCUGUACCCUUGAGGCCGGAAUCAUCUAGACACCAUCGAUCUUAUCAGAGAUCAAACCAUUCCACCGGGCUUGUUGAAAGGGCACAUUAUCAUGAGCAUAGAUGGUCUGGGUAUGUGAGAGAUGACUUCCCUCCUGGUUGUGAACCGGGAUACAAUACUUCCAUAUCUAGGUACCCCUCAGCAUCGGAUCGUUUCGAUUCUACUUUGUCUUCUCGCAGUCCAAGAAGUAGUGUUCAAUUGCCAGGGAGUCCUCCAACUGGAUGGUCCUCAUAUGAGAGAGGUGGAAGGAGCCCAUAUGGAGAUUUUGCCAGUCGAGGUCCCCAUAAUUCACCUGCCGAUUAUGGCUUGUCUAGAUAUGAAUAUUCACGGGACAAUAAUCGGGAUUAUUAUGACUUGGAUCAUCCACAUGAGGACAGGAAUCAUGGCCAUUGCCACCAUGGUCGGAGAUGAAUGGCGAUGACUUGGAUUUGGAUUUUGCUGGAGAGAAGAUACUCUGGUGACAGAUUAAUUUGUGACAUCGCCAUUGCUGACUGACAGAUAUGAUACCUAGUUUAAUAUGUUGUACUAAGAUGGUCCUAAUGCUGCGCAACCGCUUUUCGUUUCUUUCUUCUUCUUUUUUAUGAUUUUUUUUCCCAUUUCAUUUUUGUCAUAGGGGCUAGAGGACUCCAAACAAAUCAAAUCUCUUAAGGUACUUAGCUGAUUCUUCUAGCUUGCGGUUUGCUGCUGGAAACAUUUACAAGAAUGCAAUAGGAGGAACAUUUUAGUUGCAAUCUAA
Molecule: messenger RNA, 2323 nt
Organism: Eucalyptus grandis
Lineage: Eukaryota; Viridiplantae; Streptophyta; Magnoliopsida; Myrtales; Myrtaceae
Product: zinc finger CCHC domain-containing protein 8
Exons: 9
Coding region: 286-1998 (570 amino acids)
Cellular component (GO): catalytic step 2 spliceosome
Molecular function (GO): zinc ion binding; RNA binding
Source: RefSeq, a predicted model, not a curated record